CUCCUCCUUUUGACCUCCCUUUCCCGUGAGAACAAAGACCCCUCCCCCCUUCCCUGACCCCCGAUCCGGAGAGACCCGCGCGCGCCACGCCCGCCGCUGUCCCAGCCCGCGCUCCCUUGCUGAGGCGCACACUCUACACCACACCUCCCUCCCUCUCUACACCAAACAUGACGGCCCCCGAGUACACCUUCCCCGGUGCGGAGGCUUUCCUCGAGUCGAAUGCCCCGGCCCUGACUGUGGACGACGAGCAGGAUGCCCUCCCGCUGGCCCUGCUUGUUCUCAGCGACGGCGGUACCCCGCUGGUGGGCCGGUCCUUUGGCGCGGCGGCCGGCGCCACCGGCCUGGCGACCGUCCUCGCCGGCCCGGUCGGCCACAUCGAGUCCAUCACCGAUCCCUCGCACGGGGGCCAUGUUUUGGUCCUGACCCACCCGAUGCCCGGUGCCGCCGGUGUGCCGAGCGCCUCCUAUGAGGCCGACGCCAAUGGCCUGGCCCGGCAUCGCGAGUCCGCCCGGGCCCGGGCAACGGCCGUGGUUGUCGGCUCGGACGCCGGCGCCGGGGCCGACUACUCCCACUGGCGUGCGGCCGACUCCCUGGGCGCCUGGCUUGCUCGGGAGGGCGUGCCUGCCAUCUGCGGUGUGGACACCCGUGCCCUGACCCGGCGCAUUAGCCGCUUCACCGGACCCGGCCACCUGUGGGCGCGGAUCCUCAUUGGCGAGGAGGCCGCCCGUGUGGCGGCCGAGCUUCGCGCCUCCGGCCCGGCGGCCGUCGUUGCCGGCAUGACAUGGGGCGCCCCCUUCACCGGACGGAACCUGGUUGCCGAGGCCUCGAUCAAGGCGCCCCGGCUCUUCCGGCCGACCGGCCCGGUUGCCCGGGCUGGUGCUUCCAGCCCGUCGACGGCCGCCCCGGCGACGGAUGGCAAGCGUCCGCUGCGCGUCCUGGCCCUUGACAUGGGCCUGAAGCAUGCGCAAAUCCGCGCUCUGACCAACCGUGGCGCCGAGGUUGUCGUUGUGCCGUGGAACUUCGACAUUCUGACGGCCCUGGGGCUGGAGGACCCGGCCGGCCCCGCCGGCGCCUGGGUGCCUGACGCUUUGGCCGCUCCCGCCCCCGUCGUGGCCCCGGGCUCCGACGCCAGCUUCGGCAUCGAUGCUGCUGGCGAGGCUGCCCCAUCCACUGUCGGCCCGGUGGACGCGGUUCUGGUGACCAGUGGUCCGGUGGACCCGUCUUCCGCCGGGUUUUCCGCCUCCGAGCACCCCUGUGCCGGGACCAUUGCCCGGCUGGCGGUCCUCCUGGCCCGCUGGCCGAAGCCGGUUUUCGGCAUCGGCCUUGGCCACCACCUGCUGGCUCUGGCAGCCGGGGGGUCGCUGACUGCCCUGGCCCAGGCUCGCCGCGCGCCGAAUGUCCCCUCGCGGGACCCGCUCACCCAGCGCUGCUAUAUCACGGCCCAGAACCACGGCGUGGCCGUGGACUUCGAGUCGCUCGAGGCCUCCGGCGCCUGGGACCAGCUGUUCGCCAAUGCCAAUGAUCACACCUGCGAGGGUGUGGCCUCGCGCAGCCGGCCCCACUUCUCGGUGCAGUUCCACCCGGAAGGCCGGCCCGGCCCGUCGGACACGGAUUUCCUGUUCGAUCGCUUCCUCGAGGCCGCGCGUGACCUGCUGGACAUCUCCUCCCUCGGGGGGGAGGAUCGCCCAAUGCGCCCCCUGGCUGCCCCCUCGCCGGCGGCCGCCAAUGCCGCGGUCCCGGCCCGACUGCGCCCGCGCAAGAUCCUUCUCCUCGGGUCCGGCGGUCUCUCCAUCGGCCAGGCCGGCGAGUUCGACUACUCCGGCUCGCAAGCCAUCAAGGCCUUCAAGGAGGAGGGCAUCCGGGUGAUUCUCAUCAACCCGAACAUCGCCACUGUGCAGACCUCCCGCGGGCUGGCCGACAAGGUGUACUUCCUGCCGAUCAACGCCGAGUAUGUGCGCAAGGUCAUCGAGUAUGAGCGCCCGGAUGGCAUUUCGGUGUCCUUCGGCGGGCAGACCGCCCUCAACGUCGGCAUCGAGCUGCACCAGGAGCUGAAGGAGCUCGGCGUCCAAGUGCUGGGGACGCCCAUCGAAACGGUCAUCCUGACCGAGGAUCGCGAGCUCUUCGCCAAGGCCAUGGAGGAGAUUGGCGAGUCGUGCGCCGAGAGCUCGCCGGCCACCUCCAUGGAGGAGGCCAUCGACGCGGCCAACCGCAUUGGCUACCCGCUGAUCGUGCGCGCGGCCUUUGCCCUGGGUGGGCUUGGGUCCGGGUUUGCCCAUACCGAGGCGGAGCUGGUGGACCUUUGCACCAAGGCCUUCGCCGUGGCGCCGCAGGUGCUCAUCGAACGGUCCAUGCAGGGCUGGAAGGAGAUCGAGUAUGAGGUGGUGCGCGAUUGCGCGGACAACUGUGUGACCGUGUGCAACAUGGAGAAUGUCGACCCGCUGGGUGUGCACACCGGCGACUCGAUUGUCGUGGCCCCGACCAUGACCCUGACCGAUGCGGACAACCGCCGGCUCCGGUCCACCGCCCUGAGCGUGGUCCGGCACCUGGGGGUGGUUGGCGAGUGCAACAUCCAGUACGCCGUCAACCCGGCCACCGAUGAGUACUGCAUCAUCGAGGUGAAUGCCCGCCUGUCACGGUCCUCGGCCCUGGCCUCCAAGGCCACCGGCUACCCGCUGGCCUUUGUGGCGGCCAAGCUGGCCCUGAACAUCCCCCUGCCGGAGAUUGUCAACCGUGUUACCGAGACCCCGACCACUCUCUGCUUCGAGCCGGCCCUGGAUUACUGCGUGGUCAAGGUCCCUCGGUGGGAUUUGCGCAAGUUCACGCGCGUGUCCAACCGCAUUGCCUCGGCUAUGAAGUCCGUCGGCGAGGUGAUGGCCAUUGGCCGGACCUUCGAGGAGGCCCUGCAGAAGGCCAUCCGCGCGGUGGACAACUCCUUCCAUGGCUUCGAGGCGAACACCGUCCUCGAGGCGUCCGACGAGAACAUCGGCAUCCCCACCGACGCUCGGCUGUUUGCCCUGGCCAAUGGCCUGCAUGCGGGCUACUCGAUCGAGCGCAUCUGGGAGCUGACCAAGAUCGACCGGUGGUUCCUCAGCAAGAUGGCGCGCAUCGUGGCCGCCGACAAGGCUCUCCAGGCCCUGGCCGCCGGGGCCGGGGCCGCCGAAACCCCGGCCGACAUCAGCCCCAUGCACUUGCGCCGUGCCAAGCAGCUGGGCUUCUCCGAUGGGCAGAUCGCCCGGGCCCUCCGGUCUACGGAGAUGGCCGUCCGGCGCCGGCGCCUUGAUUGCGGCGUCCGGCCCUUCGUCAAGCAGAUUGACACGGUGGCCGGUCUGGAUGGCUCGCGCGCCAAUUACUUCUACCUGACAUACCAUGCCACCGAGGAUGAUGUGGCCUUCGAGGAUCGCGGCAUCAUCGUCCUCGGGUCCGGUGUCUACCGCAUCGGCAGCUCGGUGGAGUUCGACUGGUGUGCGGUUCGCUGCAUCCGGACCCUGCGCGAGACUGGCUUCCGCACGGUCAUGAUCAACUACAACCCGGAGACCGUGUCCACGGACUACGACGAGGCGGAUCGCCUGUACUUCGAGAACAUCACCACCGAGACCGUGAUGGAUGUCUACGACCUGCAGUCCUCCCAGGGGGUGGUCAUCAGCAUGGGCGGCCAGACGCCGAAUUUGAUUGCCCUCGGCCUGCACCGGCAGGGGGUCCGGGUGCUCGGCACGUCGCCGGAGUCCAUCGACUGCGCGGAGAACCGCUACAAGUUCUCCCGCAUGCUGGACAAGAUCGACGUCGACCAACCGGCCUGGCGGGAGCUGGCCUCCUUCGAUGAUGCGCGGAGCUUCUGCCGUGCGGUCACCUACCCGGUCCUGGUCCGGCCGAGUUACGUCCUCUCGGGCGCCGCCAUGAAUGUGGUCUUUACGGAGGCCGAUCUGGAAUCGUACCUUGGCAAGGCGGCUUCCAUUUCGCCGGAGCACCCGGUGGUUGUGACCAAGUUCAUCGAGGGCGCCAAGGAGAUCGAGGUGAAUGCGGUCGGCCGCGGGGGUGAGCUCAUCAUGCAUGUCGUUUCCGAGCAUGUGGAAAAUGCCGGUGUGCACUCCGGCGAUGCGACCCUCGUCCUGCCCCCGCAGGACCUGGACCAGGAAACCACCGACAAGAUUGUCCAGGCCACCGGGCUCAUUUGCCGCGAGCUCCACAUCACCGGCCCCUUCAACAUCCAGUUCAUCGCCAAGGACCGUCGCAUUCAGGUGAUCGAGUGCAACCUGCGUGCCUCUCGGUCGAUGCCCUUCGAUUCGAAGGUCACCGGGGUGGACCUCAUCGAGAUGGCCACCCGGGCCAUGGUCGGCCUGCCGGUGACCGCCUACCCGGCCCCGACCCCGACCCCGGGGUCGGGCUCCGGUCCGGUGGUCGCGGUCAAGGUCCCGCAGUUCUCCUUCUCCCGGCUGUCCGGCGCCGACCCGGUGCUGGGCGUGGAGAUGGCCUCCACCGGUGAGGUGGCCUGCUUCGGGCGCACCCACCAUGAGGCCUACCUCAAGGCCCUGGAGGCCACCGGCUUCCGGCUGCCCGCUCGCAAUGUCCUCAUUUCCAUCGGGUCGUAUGCCGAGAAGUCGGAAUUGCUGCCGGCCAUCCGCAAGCUGGCCACCCUGGGCUACCGGCUCUUUGCCACUCCGGGCACGGCGGACUUCCUGGCGUCCAACGGCGUGGAGGUGGGCUUCCUGGAGCAGAUUUCCGAGGACAGUGCCCCGGCCCCGGCCCCGGCGGCCGGUGGCGGGGGCUCCUCCGCCAACAGCCCGCCCAUCAGCCCAUCCUCCUCGAGCAGCAACCUGGCGGCCCUGGCGGCCUCCGGCACCGCCGGCACGUCCACCCCUCGGCGUGAUGAGUACAGCCUGGCCAAUGCCCUGGCCUCGAAGCAGAUCGACCUCUACAUCAACCUCCCCUCGAAGAACAGCUUCCGCCGGCCGGCCAACUACGUGUCGGCUGGCUACCUGAGCCGGCGUCUGGCCGUGGACUUCUCCGUGCCGCUGAUCACCAAUGUCAAGUGCGCCAAGCUCUUCAUUGAUGCCCUUGCCAAGGCUGAUCGUCGUGCUCUGCCGGUGGUCCUGGACGGCAGCGGCGACUCGCUGGCCGCCACCCGGCCGGUGCGUGUGGGCGCCUGCGAUGUGCUCUCCUCGGCCGAGACGGCCCUGAUGCCGGCUCUGGUGGAUCUGGCGCUGGCUCCCCCGGCGUCGGCCGGUAUGCCGGCCACGGUCACCGAAGCGGCCGCCCGUGUGGGCGCCUAUGCCGAGGCGUCUCUUCGGUCGGGCUUGGGCUUUGUUGGCAUCGAUUUGGGAGCCCUGCCGGAGGAGCUGGGCGCCGGUUUGGCCGGGGCCCUGGCCGCCACGGAGACCCCGCUGCCGGUGGACCACGGUUUGGUGGGGGCCCUCGGUGCUGGCCUGGCCGCGGCGGCGGCGGCUCCCCUGCUGGCUGCGGUCCUGCGGCAGCCCUUCCCCACGACGGCCGACGCCCUGGCCCGGGCGCAGAAGCUCCUGCAGCAGGGCGCCGAUGGCCGGGCUUUGGUUUUGGCUGCCUCGGGCCCGGAGCUCGGUGCCUGGCUGCUCCUGGCGGCGGGCGUGUGCCGCCGGCCAGUGCAUGUCACCGGCGUGGCCUCGGUGGCCGAUCUGCGCCUGAUCGCGGCCACCCGGGCCGCCGGCGUGGCGACCGUCACCUGUGACGUCAGCGCGGAGGACCUUUUCUUCGGCCCGGAGGCUGGUGACCUUUGGAAGAACAUUGCCCUGGUGGAUGUCAUCCAGCCCGGCUCGUCGCCCUUCGCCGAUGUCUCCUCCACUCCCGGCCCCUCCCGGCCGGCUGGGGCGGAGGCCGAUGCCGACCACGGCCAGAGCACGACGGAGUACCACCCGCAGGAGCACUUCCUGCCCCUGCUCCUGACCGCUGUCCAUGAGGGCCUUCUCACCCUGGAGGAGGUCAUCGCCAAGUGCUGCCACAACCCGGCCCGGAUUGUGGGCCUUCCGGGAACCGCCGCCACCAUGGCCGUGGGCAGUGCCCCGGCGGCCCCGCUGACCGGCUGGCAGGCCGCUUCUCCGACUGGCCUGCUGCUGGAGGUGGAGCUGGACCGGGCCGGCGUCGCCGGGGCCGGGGCUCUGCCCACUCUGAAUGGCCGCAGCCCCGCCAAUGUCCUCAAGUCCGGUGUUCUCCGCGGGCAGGUGGCUCGUGUGUUCACCCAGUUGCCGGAGCAUAGCCGCGUCCGGUCGGGCCUCUCCUCGGCCGGGACCCUGGUGCUUGAUGGGGCCGCUCUGUCGGGCCGGCGCCAUGUUGGCACCCUGCGGACGGCCGUCCUGGCGGCGGCCUCGCGCGCUGAUGGCCUGGGCGUCGAUGCCCCGGCUGGGGCUGGCACCCCGGCGGGCCUCGGCAAGAAGCACGGCACUGAUGCGCCCGCCGGCGCGCAUGCCGAUCUCCUCCCGGCUGUCGCCACCUCCGAGCAGCAGUCGCAGCAGCAGCAGCCGCCGCCGCAGUCGCAGCAGCCAGGCCACCACAGUGCCGUCGUGACUGAGGCGGCCCCGGGCGAGGAGCUGCCCGCCCCGGCCCCGGCCCCGGCCUCGGCCCCGGUUGUUCUGGCCGGCGCUGGCGUUGUUCCCCCUGCCAGCUGCCCGGCGGCCCCGAGCGCCGCCAAGACCGCCCUGGCCUCGCGGCAUGUCCUGGCAGUUGGGACUUGGAACCGGUCUGCCCUGCACCGGCUGUUUGAGCUGGCGCAGGAUAUGCGCAAGCUCGUGGAGCGCGGCCCGACUGGGGCCCUGGCUGGCGCUGAGCAGGCCCUCCGCGGGCGGGUCCUUUGCACGGUCUUCUAUGAGCCCUCCACUCGGACUUCGGCCUCCUUCGAGGCGGCCAUGCUGCGCCAGGGCGGCUCGGUGGUCAGCAUCCCGGUCGAGCGGAGCUCCGUCCAGAAGGGCGAGUCCCUGGCCGACACGGUGCGCACGCUGGACUCCUAUGCCGAUGCCAUUGUCCUGCGGCACCCGGGUGCCGGUGCGGUGGCCGAGGCCGCGGCCACGGUGGCCCGGGCCCCGGUCAUCAAUGCCGGCGAUGGCAUUGGCGAGCAUCCGACCCAGGCCUUCCUGGACCUGUUCACCAUCCGCGAGGAGCUUGGCACGGUGAGCGGCCUGCGGGUGGCCUUCGUGGGCGAUUUGCUGAAUGGCCGGACCGUGCAUAGCCUGGUCCGCCUGCUGGCCCUGUAUGGGGUCCAUGUGCACCUGGUGGCCCCUCCGGGGCUGGAGCUGCCGGAGUAUGUCCUUGCCGAUGCGGAGGCCGGUGCUCGGCGCCACAACGGCCAGGGCUUCCUGUCGGUGCAGCACCAUGGCUCGGUGGAUGAGGUCAUUUCCCUGGUGGAUGUGGUGUAUGCCACGCGUCUGCAGCGGGAGCGCUUCGCUGCCACCGACACCGAGCAGGGGGCGGCCCAGCUGCGCGAGGCCCAUGCCGAGUAUCUGGCCCGCUGUGCCAUCACCCCGGCUCGCAUUGCCCAGGCCAAGGACAACAUGAUCGUCAUGCAUCCGCUCCCGCGCGUGGAUGAGAUUGACCCGCGUGUGGAUCUCGACCCGCGUGCCGCCUACUUCCGCCAGAUGCGCUACGGUCUGUACGUGCGCAUGGCACUCCUGCGUCUUGUUCUCCUGGGACAGUGA
Messenger RNA from Fonticula alba, 7655 nucleotides. Its product is annotated as likePyrABCN. NCBI's taxonomy places the organism in Eukaryota, Rotosphaerida, Fonticulaceae. Bases 168 to 7655 code for a protein of 2495 amino acids. Gene Ontology annotation, biological process: L-citrulline biosynthetic process; 'de novo' pyrimidine nucleobase biosynthetic process; UTP biosynthetic process. The transcript is spliced from 6 exons. Gene Ontology annotation, molecular function: dihydroorotase activity; aspartate carbamoyltransferase activity; amino acid binding. The record is from RefSeq and is a predicted model, not a curated record. Gene Ontology annotation, cellular component: cytoplasm; cytosol.